Messenger RNA from Mya arenaria, 5687 nucleotides. RefSeq names its product pyruvate dehydrogenase phosphatase regulatory subunit, mitochondrial-like. Gene Ontology annotation, molecular function: oxidoreductase activity; protein binding. The record is from RefSeq and is a predicted model, not a curated record. NCBI's taxonomy places the organism in Eukaryota, Metazoa, Mollusca, Bivalvia, Myida, Myidae. The transcript is spliced from 21 exons. Gene Ontology annotation, cellular component: mitochondrial matrix; mitochondrion; cytoplasm. The coding region runs from base 193 to 2934 and encodes 913 amino acids.
CUAAAUCGGGCACUGAAGAUCGAUUUCGUUGCAAGCAUGUUUUUGCGUUAAUUUUACCUUCAAAUCAGCGUUUGCGUCCACAAAUUAAUUAUUUAAAAGUCAAAAUCUCGAGAUGAAACCAACCGAUACAUAACGGUGCACUGGAACAAGGUUUGAACAUGAUACAGUAAUUUGGUAAUUAAACCUGUUACCAUGGCGAUCUGGCGACAGUUACUAGGGACCAGCUGCAGGGCACGUCAACAUAGACUGGGUGCGAGUAUUGGUGAAAAUGUGAACAGUAGACUGGGCCUUACUUGGAGCUGUCUGCAAACACUGCAAAGUAAGCGUUGCUAUGGAAAUGCCUAUGAUGGCGAAUCAGUCACGUUGCCGUCCCAGGCAAAGGUGGUUAUUGGAGGUGGGGGCGUGAUCGGGACGUCUAUAGCGUACCACCUAGCCAAGAAGGGUUGGACAGAUGUUGUGUUGCUAGAACAGGGAAGACUAGGGUGUGGUACCACAUGGCACUCCGUUGGGCUCGUAACUGUGGGUAAAGAUGACCCAAACAUGAUGAGACUUCUCAAGUACAGCAGGGAACUCUACAACGAAUUUGAAAACGAAGAAGAUGGAGGAUUAGGAUUUAAGAGGGUUGGUAGCCUCGAAGUAGCCCAGAGCAAGGACAGAAUGAUCGCCCUGCAAAAGAAGUUUGCAUUGCUCAAUUAUAUAGGAGAGGAGGCCCAGUUACUGCUGCCCAAGGAUGUCAAAGAUAAAUGUCCCUAUAUCAAGUACACAGACCUUCAGGGUGCCCUCUGGUUGCCGAAUGAUGGUGUUGUUACAGCCACAGAUGUUGUGUCUACAUUUUCCAGGAAAAGCAAACAGCUUGGUGUGAAGGUGUUUGAGGGAGUACCUAUACAGCGCGUUCUGACAAAGGAUGACACAGUCACAGGUGUGGAGACAGAGUUUGGAACCAUCAACUGUGAAUACUUUGUCAACUGUGGCGGACAGUGGGCGAGGGAGCUAGGGAAGAAAUCCUCACCCAAGGUCAGGGUACCCGUGCAUUCGUGUGAACAUUACUACAUAGUUACACAGCCUAUACCAAAUAUGGACCCAAAUCUUCCAGUGAUCCGAGACCCUGAUGGUAAUUGUUAUUUCCGGGAGUGGAAUGGGGGAUUGAUGGCGGGUGGCUUCGAGCCCCCGCACCACGGGGGGAAACCAGUCUUCCAUUCAGGAAUCCCACCAAAGUUUGAGUUCCAGCUGCUUCCGGAGGAUUGGGACCAGUUCCAGGUGUUACUGGAUGGUAUUCUCAACAGAAUGCCUUUGAUAAACGAGGCCCAGGUCAGACAGCUGGUUAACGGCCCAGAGAGUUUCACACCCGACCAGAACUGGAUCAUUGGAGAGUCUGCAGAGGUGUACAACUACUAUGUUGCGGCCGGGAUGCAUUCUCGCGGCAUACAGGGAGCCGGAGGGGUGGGCCGGCUAAUUGCAGAGCGGAUGAUCGACGGCAUAACAAAUUUCACAAACCUUUGGGAUUGCGACAUCCAGCGAUUCGUGCCGCAUCAUAGCAACAGAAAGUUCCUGAGGGACAGAGUCAAAGAAACCAUUGCCUUGUACCACCUCAAGUAUUCUAGUAACAGUCAAUUCGAGAGUGGACGCAACCUGCGGACAUCUGCUAUCCACACCGAGCUCAAGUCGUAUGGCGCACACUUCGGUGAAACGAACGCCUACGAACGUGCCAUGUGGUUUACUCCUAACUACAAUGAAGAGAUAGAUGAGUUUAUUGAUGAAAACACGAUGGCAAAGGGAACAUUUGGUAAGCCGGGAUGGUUCAGCGCAGUGAAACUUGAAUACCAGGCUUGCAAGGAGAGGGUGUGCCUCGUUGAUAUGUCAUCCUUCACAAAGAUUGAGAUUAAGUCAAAGGGCCCGGAAGCUUUGGAGUUUCUUCAGUACAUGUGUUCAAACAACAUCAAUCAGGAGAUUGGCACGGUUAUCCACACGGCCAUGUUGAACAAACACGGAGGCUACGAGAAUGACUGUAGUAUCGUCCCUCUGCGUGACAACACUACACACACUUUCAGUUUUUUCCUGAUUGCCCCGACCUCCCAGCAGACACGCUGUAUGUUCUGGCUUCAGAAACACCUGCCGAAAGAUGGCUCUGUUCAGGUUCGUGAUGUGACGUCAAUGUACUCCGGCCUUAACCUUGUUGGUCCCCAUGCCCAGCAGUUGCUGAGUGAUGUGACAGAAACAUCCACAUUGAAGCAUGACUUCAAGCAGAUGACUUGCCAGGUGAUAGACGUUGGAUAUGCCAGUAACAUUAUCACUAUGAGGCUGACCCACUGUGGUGAAGAUGGAUUUGUCAUGUAUAUUCCCUCAGAGUAUGCGUUGCAUGUUUAUGAGAUGUUGAUGAAGGCGGGGAAGGAUUAUGGGAUACGUAACGCUGGCUACCUCGCACUGCGCCACCUCCGUAUUGAGAAACUGUUUGCUUACUGGGGUACGGACCUCCACCCGCACACCACCCCGCUGGAAACAGGCAGAGAAUUCAGAGUUGCAUACAACUCCAAAGACUUUAUUGGCAAAGAUGCACUGCUCAAACAAAAACAACAUGGUAUCAGUAAGAAGUUUGUUCAGGUUCAAAUGGAAAACUUUGACAUAGAUUCACCAAUAUGGCCGUCUGGCAAAGAGCCUAUUUAUAGAAACGGCAAAGUUGUUGGACUUACAACGUCAAGUGCGUACGGCUUUACCCUGGGAAAGUUUGUUUGUCUUGGAUACAUACAUCACUCGGAUGAGAGCGGAAAUCCAGUGAACACAACGCGGAUUCAGGAGUAUAUAAAGGAGCGCGGGGCUCAGUAUGAGAUUGAUGUCGGAGGAACACUUUAUCCCGUCACUGUCCACACACAUACACCAAAGAUGGCAUACACAGCGUCAUACAAACCCACGUUCAUACCAGUACCAUCAUCUGUAUAGAACAGUUGAACACGUAAAAUUGGUUGGGUAUAAAAAAGGGCCAUUUUUAUGAUGCAAACAUUAUAGAAAAUUUUCAUUCCUGCACGAAAUUUAACUGAGCCCUUCCUUGUCUAUCUUGACCCUGACUAAAACUUCAAUGUGUUGAAAAAAGUUUUUCUCAAAUCCCUUUGUUUCUGAUAUGUAGCAAGCUUAUUGUGAAAUAAACAUUUACCUGGAGUUUAUUAAGGAUUGUCAGAUUAUUUAGUGAGUCUGCUCCUGUCCUAGAAUACUGAUUGCUAACUGCUGUGCUUAGAGAUGUAGAGCAUGUAAAUUGUUGCAAUAUGUUUAGUUUUAUAUAGUAUUUGUUGUCUUAAAGUGACUCAUAUUUUCUUUAAAUUUUCUUUAAAUGUUUUCAGUACAAGUCUGUGUUGGACACUCAAUGUUUUUGCACAUAAGACUACCUACUUACACAUUUCAAUGAUAUCAUAAGCAAGAAUUGACUUUGAAUGAAGACACCAUAUAGCAUUCCAUUUUUUUUUGGCAUGACCUAGGAGUCAAGGCCAACACUGCAAAUUAUUUUGUUUUAUUGAAUACAAUUCUUGUGUAAUCCUUUGAGAUAAAUAUGGCAGAGAUCUUGUAAUGAUCUGUAUACCGGGUACUUUAAAUCUAAAACAAUAUUAAAACAGUAAAUAUAAAUUGUAAUACUAGUCAUCAAGAAUAUUCGUAUCCAUGGUUGUAUAUACCGGUAAUCAAUUGAAUGAAAUUUCAUUUUGUCUCAUUUUGCCUAGUGGCUAUAAAGUGCUAGUUAAAUUAAGUUUACAACCAACAUAAUGAUAUCAUACUAAAGCUACCACUAAAUAUGUUAUUUUGUGAUUCACACAAAAAAGUUUAUUUUUGUUUUGUGUUAAAACUUUUUUGUGCAUGUGUACAAGUAUAAUGUUACUGAUUGUAACCUUAACAAGUUUGUCAUACAUUUAUAUGGUAUUCAAUAUUACCAGGCAAAAGAUUGACUCUCAAUGAAUUAAUUAAUGGUACAGAGUAUUAACACUGGUGUUAUUGUGUGCCAGUAAUGGUACAGAGUGUCUACACUGGUGUUAUUGUGUGCCAUUAAUGGUACAGAGUGUCUACACUGGUGUUAUUGUGUGCCAUUAAUGGUACAGAGUGUCUACACUGGUGUUAUUGUGUGCCAUUAAUGGUACAGAGUGUCUACACUGGUGUUAUUGUGUGCCAUUAAUGGUACAGAGUGUCAACACUGGUGUUAUUGUGUGCCAUUAAUGGUACAGAGUGUCUACACUGGUGUUAUUGUGUGCCAUUAAUGGUACAGAGUGUCUACACUGGUGUUAUUGUGUGCCAUUAAUGGUACAGAGUGUCUACACUGGUGUUAUUGUGUGCCAUUAAUGGUACAGGGUGUCUACACUGGUGUUAUUGUGUGCCAUUAUUGGUACAGGGUGUCUACACUGGUGUUAUUGUGUGCCAUUAAUGGUACAGGGUGUCUACACUGGUGUUAUUGUGUGCCAUUAAUGGUACAGGGUGUCUACACUGGUGUUAUUGUGUGCCAUUAAUGGUACAGAGUGUCUACACUGGUGUUAUUGUGUGCCAUUAAUGGUACAGAGUGUCUACACUGGUGUUAUUGUGCGCCAUUAAUGGUACAGAGUGUCUACACUGGUGUUAUUGUGCGCCAUUAUUGGUACAGAGUGUCUACACUGGUGUUAUUGUGUGCCAUUAAUGGUACAGAGUGUUUACACUGCAAAUUCAGUGUUGGCAAAUGGCCAUAUUUAUAUUCAUUUAAUAUUUGAAAAGUUAUGCCCCUUGUUUUAUACUUGCCAUUAAAAGCAGAUGAGUGCUGAUAUCUACAUUUUACUGGAACACUUAAUAUGCCAGGUGUCCAAUUCCGUGGCCAGUUCCUUUUAUUCUAUCUAAAACUCUUAUUGCUUGUUUGCUUGGCAUUUUGAUAUGUAAUCCAAAUGUUCUGUUGUGUUCAUUUAAUAAAAGAUGAUCCAAACAUCCUGACCUCCAAUGUUUUAUAAAGUCAAAAUUUAUAUUGAUUCUUUUUAUAAAGUAUCCGCUUUCUCAAAUUUUACUAGAUUAUUCACCAUUUUUCAAAUAAUAAUGUGGUUUUGUAUAUGUGUACCUGUGUAAUUUUCCUUCUACAAGACUUGUUCGUUUUUUAAUCAGGGUUAUUAGCAUUAGUAUACUGUCUUGUAUGCAGAUAAGUAUUCGCAUCUGUAUUUUAUUUAUUAUGAAGGAAAACUGUGAUAUGCAAAUACCGAAGCCCUGUAGAUGUAUGGAAUUCAACACUAAAAUUUAUUGUUGUAGUUGUUUCUGAAUUUUAUUCAAUUAUUCAAUCAAGUUCUAGUGCCAUACAAAAUCACCAGCUGGUUUUUGGGAUGCCACUUGUCCUGGUAGUUUCCAUUGUAUUUUAACUGACAUGGCGCUAGAAUUGGAAUACAUGUAUGUCUGCACUCGAUAUUUAACGACUUUAUCACAAGAAUCAAUCACUGAAAAGCUCAUGUGCUUGAUUAUUAUUUUUCAGUAUUAUUUACAUAUUUCAGUUCGUUUAAACAUGAUCAUGUUAAUAAAAUAACGAAGCCUAAAGAAUGUAAGUGUGUUCCCAAGUUGCUUUAUGUAUAAGUUAGUGUUCCUUCAAUUGAAUUGUUUUAUAUAUAUAUACUUAAAAUCCUCAGUUAAGACAAGAGCUUUAUUAUUUGAUUUUAUUGUUGUUGUUAUGUGAAUUGUUACUCUGAAUGAACUUCAAAUAAACUGCAUUCCCAAAG